Exophiala bonariae is the source of this 1593-nucleotide messenger RNA. RefSeq lists its product as uncharacterized. The coding region runs from base 1 to 1593 and encodes 530 amino acids. Gene Ontology annotation, biological process: regulation of DNA damage checkpoint. Gene Ontology annotation, molecular function: protein binding; DNA binding. Gene Ontology annotation, cellular component: nucleus. The transcript has 3 exons. Lineage: Eukaryota; Fungi; Ascomycota; Eurotiomycetes; Chaetothyriales; Herpotrichiellaceae. The record is from RefSeq and is a predicted model, not a curated record.
AUGGCUCGUGGCCCGGUUCCAAUCGAACAAUCCGAGUUUGAGAAACAACGGCUCGCGAACAUCGCCGAACGAGAUGCACUGCUCAAAAAGUUGACACAAGAAGCUGCCGCCUCUGGGCUGUACUCGAAGCCAGCUAAUGGUGGACCUCAAAAUGGCACGAAAAGAGCCGCAAAAUCGAAGCAGCCACUGGCGAAGCGUGUCAAGAAAGAGCUUGAUGUUGCCCCUCGGCGGACUUCGAGUCGGUUAGCAGGCAUACAAGCGGACAGUGAGGUUGCGAAAGAGAAAGCCGAGAAAGAAUACGAGCAAGCGAAACAAGUGGAGAGGGAGAAGAGACAGAGAGUUACUAGCGACCUGAACUUCGCCAACGGCGGGACAAACGGUCUCUUCGGGACAGACGUCAUCCUCAAAGGUGUCGCAAAACCUUACGAGCGGACGUUCGAUGACACGGAUGUCAAAAAGACGACCGACAAGGAUCUCAAGAAACUCCGUGAAAGGAUGUCCUCGCUAGAAAUCUGGGAUGCGUGGGAUCCCAGUCGAAUCAAGAUCACACCUGAACGGAUUUACUCUAUGGCCUUCCAUCCCACCGCAACAAAACCAAUCGUCUUUGCUGCGGAUAAAAUGGGGAACCUAGGGAUUGUGGAUGCAUCACAGAGACCGUCUAAGGCUGUCAAGCAAGAAGAAGCAGACGAGGAUGAAGACGAUCCCGGUCCUGAUAUCACCACGAUUAAACCACAUACCCGGACUAUUUCCUCCAUGCACACUCAUUCGUCAAAGCCAGAAACGCUCUAUACGGCGUCCUACGACUCAUCCAUUCGGGCAACGGACCUACAGAAAGGUGUCGCGGUUGAGGUCUACGGUCCGACAUCAAGAGAAGAAGAUGAGCCGGUCUCGGGCAUCGACAUGGCAGCCACAGACCCUAACACCCUGUAUUUCACAACCCUGAAUGGCGGGUUCGGAAAGUACGACACCCGCCAAGCGCCUUCGACGGUCGAGGUCUACCAACUCUCCGAGAAGAAGAUCGGAGGCUUUUCAUUAAACCCAGCGGCGCCGCAUUAUCUAGCAACCGCGUCUCUGGACCGCUUCAUGCGAUUGUGGGAUUUGAGGAAGAUGACAAAAAAGCUUCCAACACUGGUUGGAGAGCACGAGUCACGGUUGAGCGUAAGUCAUGCAGCCUUCAAUACUGCGGGCCAGGUUGCUACCACGAGUUAUGAUGAUACAAUCAAGAUACACUCGUUUGGAGCACGUGGCAAGGCUGGAACAGAUGCCCUCGAGAGCAUGAAUACCUGGAAAUCCGGUACGACGCUCGAGGACGAUGUCAUGAAGCCCGAGACUGUGGUUAGGCAUAACAACCAGACCGGUCGAUGGGUUACAAUUCUUCGUCCCCUUUGGCAGCGGUAUCCAUCAGACGGCAUUCAGAAAUUUGUGGUCGGUAACAUGAACAGGUUUGUCGACAUCUACAGUGCUGAUGGCACCCAACUAGCACAGCUAGGUGGUGAUGGCAUUACUGCCGUCCCUGCCGUAGCCGUCUUUCACCCAUCCAAGGACUGGGUCGCGGCUGGCACUGCCUCCGGCAAAUUGUGUCUAUGGAUGUGA